Molecule: messenger RNA, 1071 nt
Organism: Dioscorea cayenensis subsp. rotundata (Guinea yam)
Lineage: Eukaryota; Viridiplantae; Streptophyta; Magnoliopsida; Dioscoreales; Dioscoreaceae
Product: putative Myb family transcription factor At1g14600
Exons: 7
Coding region: 157-963 (268 amino acids)
Molecular function (GO): DNA binding; DNA-binding transcription factor activity
Source: RefSeq, a predicted model, not a curated record
GGAUUAGGGUUUGUGCUGCAUCAGCUUUGUUCUUUUUCUAACCAUUGAUGUCAUAAGAGAAGAUGUGAUGUUUGCCUGAAAACUUCACUCUGCUGGCUUGCUAUAACCGCCGACUGCCAACCUUUUCUUUAGCAACUUCAGGAAGGAGAUCAUAUCAUGGCUAGUAAUUUUUCGGAGAAUUCUUUGAUGACUCUCUAUGAUGAUGAUGAAGAAGAAGAAGAAGGGAGCAUUAAAAAUGGUGGUAGCUCAAGCAAUAGCACUUCGGAGAACAUAGAAGGGAGACCGGUGAGAGCAUACAGCCGGUCGAAAACUCCAAGGCUCCGGUGGACCCCUGAACUUCAUCUUUCCUUCGUUCGUGCCGUCGAGAGGCUCGGUGGCCCUGAGAGAGCUACACCGAAGACAGUUCUUCAGGCCAUGAAUACUAAAGAGAUUAGCAUAUCUCAUGUCAAGAGUCAUCUCCAGAUGUACAGGAGCAAGAAGAUUGAAGAUAAAGCUCUAGGUGCUAUUGGAGGCCAAGAGGAACACAUUCAGAACUUCAACCAAGUUUAUAUGCCUCAAGCUAUGAAUCAAAAUCCGAUUACAAGUGCUCGAUUUGGAAGCCAUCCCUGGAACAAUUAUGGACAAUGGAGGAUGAAUUGGUACUUUAAUGGAGCUAUGGGGACUACCAUGGAUGCAAGAUCAAUGAUGCUCAAUCAGAACUACAACAUGAACAAUCCUAUUGAAGCACAACACAGAGAUCACAGGCAGUUCCAAUUGAUGCAAAAUGAAUGCUCAGAAAGGCAAGAGGCUACUCAGAAAGAUCCGAUGUGGAAAGACGAUGAAACCGAGGCUGGGAUCGAUUUAAAUCUCUCACUCAGAGUUGCAGUUAGGCCAGAGAAAAAGCAAAGAAAAUGUGAGGCUGAGGGAGUAAAUAGCAGCUUAUCACUUUCCUUGUUUUCUCCUUCCAAAUCCUCAAAAGCUUAGAGUUCAGUCUAAUCUUCUGGUACUUGUCAAUGAAAAAGGAAUGAAGGGGUGGGGCCUUAAUGAAGCUGAAACUUUGAGAAGAAGAGGAAGAAGAGGAAGAAUAGGAAG